CGCGAUCGUGAUGUAAAGCAGGACCUCGAGAUGGCCUGGAGCGACAAGCACGAGGCAGACAUGCUGGAUACUGAGGGUGGCCACCUAAAGCCCACCUCCACCAAUAAACAACACUAUCCUGGCGAGGCACGUGCCUACCCACAGGCCGCACAGUCUACGGUUGAGUCCUGGACUCAGCAUCCACAUGACAUUAUUCUGCGAGCGGAGCACGAGCGUAUGGCCAGUGAGCAGUUGCUGCAUCUCGCCUGCAACAUCAUUAACGAUGUCACGCGUGAUGUUAUUCACCAGAAGGAUAUCGACCUGUCUCGACCCAAAACCCCUAGCUCAGACGGAAAGCCAAAUCCUGAAUUUCUUAACUACGGUCCUAAACGUAAAACCUCAAGCUCUAGCCUACCAAACCUAAAUCUAACUCUUUAG
This is a messenger RNA of Dibothriocephalus latus, 417 nucleotides long. The record is from the annotation of a GenBank genome assembly. Lineage: Eukaryota; Metazoa; Platyhelminthes; Cestoda; Diphyllobothriidea; Diphyllobothriidae.